AUUUAUUUAGUAUUUUUAUUUAUUUUAUCUAUAAUGUUUUUAAUUAUUUCCCCUAGAUUAAUUUCUAUUCUUUUAGGUUGAGAUGGUUUAGGGUUGGUUUCUUAUUGUUUAGUAAUUUAUUUUCAAAAUUAUAAAUCUUAUAAUGCCGGUAUAUUAACUGCUUUAUCUAAUCGGAUUGGAGAUGUUGCUUUAUUAAUUUCUAUUUCUUUAAUAUUUAAUUUAGGAAGUUGAAGGUUUUAUUUUUAUUUAGAAUUUAUAAAUUUAAAUUGAAUUUUUUUAUUAAUAAUUAUUAUGGCUUCUAUAACUAAAAGGGCUCAAAUUCCAUUUUCUUCUUGAUUACCAGCAGCUAUAGCUGCUCCAACUCCUGUUUCUGCUUUAGUACAUUCAUCAACUCUUGUUACUGCGGGAGUUUAUUUAUUAAUUCGAUUUAAUCAUUAUUUAAUUUAUAAUAAAAUUUACUUAUUUUUUUUUUUAUUAUUAGGAAGUUUAACUAUAUUAAUAUCUGGUUUAGGGGCAAAUUAUGAAAUAGAUUUUAAAAAAAUUAUUGCGUUAUCUACAUUAAGUCAAUUAGGGUUAAUAAUAAGAAUUUUAUCUUUAGGUUAUGUAAAAUUGGCUUUUUUUCAUUUACUAACUCAUGCUUUAUUUAAAGCUUUAUUAUUUUUAUGUGCAGGGGUUUUUAUUCAUAGAAUAAUAAAUUUUCAAGAUAUUCGAUUUUCAGGAGGAUUCUCUAAUCAAUUAAUUAUUGUAUUAAUUUAUUUUAAUAUCUCUAGGUUAGCUUUAUGCGGGAUACCUUUUUUAGCGGGAUUUUAUUCAAAGGAUAUAAUUUUAGAAUUUGUAUUAAUAUCUAAUGUAAAAAUUAUGAUUUUUUUUUUUUUUUUUUCAACUGGUUUAACAGUUAUAUAUUCUUUUCGUUUAAUUAAUUAUUGUUUGAUUGAUUUUUUAGGUUUUAUGAUUGUUUCAAUAGGUGAAAGUAGUUUUAUAUUAUUUCCUAUAAGAUUUUUAAUAUUUUUAUCUAUUUUUGGUGGUUCGAUAUUAAUAUGA
Messenger RNA from Hylaeus anthracinus, 1041 nucleotides. RefSeq names its product NADH-ubiquinone oxidoreductase chain 5-like. Lineage: Eukaryota; Metazoa; Arthropoda; Insecta; Hymenoptera; Colletidae. Gene Ontology annotation, biological process: ATP synthesis coupled electron transport; electron transport coupled proton transport. Gene Ontology annotation, molecular function: NADH dehydrogenase (ubiquinone) activity. The transcript has a single exon. The annotation marks the transcript as partial. The record is from RefSeq and is a predicted model, not a curated record.